Coniosporium apollinis CBS 100218 is the source of this 1725-nucleotide messenger RNA. RefSeq lists its product as uncharacterized. NCBI's taxonomy places the organism in Eukaryota, Fungi, Ascomycota, Dothideomycetes. Bases 1 to 1725 code for a protein of 574 amino acids. The record is from RefSeq and is a predicted model, not a curated record. The transcript has 2 exons.
AUGAAGACUACGAGACCGCUUGAACCGCCACCGAAGGAGAAUCUACCACCGCCGCAGGGCAAGUUACCUACGUCUCCUCGCCCGAUGCGACCCAAGGACGCAAACGCGCAUCAACGCGAGAAUUGGUGGGAUGAAGUCAAGAUGGUGUAUGCAGCAGGACCUCCCGGUGAAGGGAAGGCCCUGGUGGAUCUAGCAAAGGGACUCACUACCAUGAAGGAGAAGAGGACUACGACAGAAAACGUGUCCACCAGACCUUUUGUGGGGCAUCUGAUGCAACGACAUGAAAAGCAACAACAACCUACUCGACGUCCUAAGCCGACGCCUCCUGUCAUACUAGACCCCAGACGGCAACAGGCCGAGGUCGAGAGGGUGGCGCUGGCGCUUGCCCAGCAGGAAGAGGAGCGGCGGAGGCAGAUGAAAGCUCUAUGCCCGCCACAGCGACUCCAAGAGCCUCCCCGAGUUGAUAGCGCACAGUCGCACGUUAACCGCAAUGUCAGCAAUUCUCUGCCCAUCCCCGUGUCACAUAACGAGCCUCCGAAGCCCAGCCUCGGAAGCAGGCGCGAAGUGAAGAUGAUCCCCUUAGGUGGCCUAAAUCUCCAUAAAGCAGGACAGACGUUCAAGGAAUGGCGCACCGACACCCACCACGAGAAAAUCAAGAAGAAGAUAUCGGUCCCCUACCCGAUGUCUACAGCCAUAGGAGACAGCGCCAACGUCGCUCUACACUGUGGCGGCGUUGGAGGAACAGCUGCGAAGAUCUCUGCCGACCCUCGGCCGGAGCGACCUGACAAGCAACGUAGACCUUCCUUCGUGCAUGAAAUUGGGAGGAGGCUCACCGGCAGAGAACCGAAGCCGCGAUCGCCGUCGGUAAGCGUGAGUUACAAUGGCGAGCGCCGCGGAACUCAGUGGGACGACUUCGUGCACCCGCGGGAGCCCGCACGGCUUCACCCGGCGUCCACCGUCCCAGCUGCACCCACUGGGAUACAGCACCCAUGCUCAACUUAUCCAGCUGCACCCGCCGGCGAGCCACAACAGUACGGUAAGUGGAGCGUGUAUCAACAGCCACGGAAGCCGCCAGUCAUUCCAGGUAAGCCGCCAGUCACUCCUAAACCGCCAGUCGAUACCAAGCCGGCAGACAGUCCACAGCCGCCAGUCAAGCCGGUCCAUGCAAGGAAAGUCACGAUGCCGAAGAUUCCGUUACUGCGGAGGGUAGACUCUGACGAGAGCUUCACAUGCAUAGGGAUAAACCCCGACUCGCCCAUCUACGACAUGCCUUUGCGAAAGGAGGCUCAAGAGAGUAAACCAACGCCUCCAGGUAUGUAUAACAAGUUCAGGGAGCUGGCGCCCAUCUACGCCGAGUUCGAGUUGGCUGCCCUCCUUCCCGAUCUUGUGACCAAGUCUAUCAUGAGUAUGUCGGAUGCUGAUGAAGAUGUAGAUGCUACAGAUGCGCCGCCGCCGGUCUCACGAGCUGUGUCUGAGGUCGAACCGGAAGACAAACCACGCUGUAUGGAGGUCCACAAUACGCCUGACGAAAGGUCUCCAAUGCACAGUUCCAGGACUGCCACAACGGCGUCAGACUACGACAAGAAGCUGUAUGAGGAAAAGUUGAGGCAAUGGUGGAAGGGAAACGAGUUCGACGGUGACGACAGGAAGUUAAGCAGGGCAGUCUACAGGGAGUCACUCAAGCAGCGUGAGCCAUCGUAUGUUCCGGCGAGGGCCAACUGGUAG